AUGGAACUCCAAAUUCUCUUUUCACUCCUGAUUUUCAGUAUUGCCUUCUUCUAUUUGUUCAGUAAACGUAGAAGCUCAGGCAACGAAAACCUUCCUCCACAACCAUGGAAGCUCCCUUUCCUUGGACACUUGCAUCACCUCGUAGGAGAUCUCCCACAUCGAGCUCUGGGAAACUUAGCCCAAAAAUUGGGACCAAUUGUUCAUCUAAAGCUCGGUGAAGUCUCUGCUGUUGUAAUCUCAUCUUCUGUUUUGGCUAAAGAAAUCAUGAAAACCCAUGAUCUCUCGUUUGUAAACAGGCCCAAGAUCCUUAGUGCCGAAAUAGUUGGAUAUAACUAUACAGACAUCGCCUUUGCACCUUACGGCGAGUACUGGAGACAAAUGCGUAAAAUAUGCAUUGUUGAGUUACUAAGUGCCAAAAAAGUCCGGUCUUUUGAAUCUGUUCGUGAUGAAGAGUCUUGGAAUCUCAUUGAAUCCAUUGGCAGUUUAGCUUUGCCCCCGUACGGGUCAGAAACAAUCAAUCUUAGUGAGAAGAUUUUCUCGAUGGUGAAUGCUAUCGCAGUUAGAGUUUCGAUUGGAAGCAAAUGUAAGGAUCAGGAAAAACUUGUUGCACUGAUUAAAGAGAUAAUAUCUUUGUCUGGUGGUUUUGAUGUGUCGGAUUUGUUUCCUUCUGUCAAAGUUCUGCAUCUAAUUACCGGCAUGAGAAACAAGUUGACUAAGAUACACAACCAGAUUGAUAAGAUUUUAGACGGCAUCAUCUUGGAGCAUCAACAACGUAGUGCAACUAGAUUGAAUGACCAAAAUGAAGACCUUCUUGAUGUUCUAUUGAGGUUCAAAGAUGAUGGUGGACUUCAAUUCCCACUGACUUCUGAUAAUGUGAAAGCUGUCCUGGUGGAUAUGUUUGUAGCGGGAACAGAUACUUCAUCGGUGACCAUAGAGUGGGCAAUGUUAGAACUGAUGAAAAAUCCAAGGGUAAUGAAGAAAGCACAAGCCGAACUCAGGAAAGUAGUUAAGGGAAAGAAAAAGAUCUAUGAGUCGGAUAUUCAAGAAGUUGCCUACUUGAAAUUUGUGAUUCAAGAAACCUUAAGGUUGCACCCUCCUCUUCCAUUGUUAGUUCCUCGAGAGAGUCGAGAGAAGUGUGACAUUGGUGGAUACCACAUACCCGCCAAGACAAAAGUUAUUAUUAACGCAUGGAAAAUAGGAUGUGAUGCAGAAUGCUGGAUUGACCCAGGAAGUUUCAAUCCAGAACGAUUUGGUGAGACUUCAGUUAACUUAGUCGGGACAGAUUUUGAAUUUCUCCCGUUUGGGGCUGGAAGAAGAAUAUGCCCAGGCAUGACUUUGGGGUUAGCCAAUAUCGAGCUUCCUCUUGCUAGGCUACUUUACCACUACAAUUGGGAACUCCCUAGUGGUGUAAGACCCGAAGAUCUUGAUACAAGUGAGACUUUUGGAGCCACUCUUAAUCUAAAACAAACCUUGCAUUUAGUUCCAAUUGCUUGCAACACAUAUUAA
Molecule: messenger RNA, 1506 nt
Organism: Erigeron canadensis
Lineage: Eukaryota; Viridiplantae; Streptophyta; Magnoliopsida; Asterales; Asteraceae
Product: germacrene A hydroxylase-like
Exons: 3
Coding region: 1-1506 (501 amino acids)
Molecular function (GO): heme binding; oxidoreductase activity, acting on paired donors, with incorporation or reduction of molecular oxygen; monooxygenase activity
Source: RefSeq, a predicted model, not a curated record